Molecule: messenger RNA, 1041 nt
Organism: Xenopus tropicalis (tropical clawed frog)
Lineage: Eukaryota; Metazoa; Chordata; Amphibia; Anura; Pipidae
Exons: 5
Coding region: 124-894 (256 amino acids)
Source: RefSeq, a predicted model, not a curated record
GUCACUUGACCAUGACUGUUGGUGCUGACAUCACAAUGGUUAGGAGUGAUGACAUCACAAUGUGCCCAGUGGGUAUAAGGGCUGCUCACAGCUGCACUGUCAGAUUAGUGAUAUCUUUCAGCCAUGAAGUCACUAAUCCUCACUCUUGUGAUUUUUACCGGAUUUUUAUAUGAACGAGACAUCAAACAAGAUUCCAAGGAAUAUUCUUAUAGGGAAAUUGCAGGCUACACGGAGUCCUGGCCAGUUUGCCCCGUGCCAGCUGAAAGGGGCAGUUAUGCAGAGAGCAGCGAUGCCCCGUUGGUACAGGAGAAGCCCAGGCCCAUUGUGCUACUAAUCCCUCAGGAUAUAAGAUGUGAUGGCUUGCUGUGUCCCAUCCCUCCUAUAGAGAGUCAGCUCACUAACCCAGAGCUGAGCAGCGCCAUCCUUCAGGAGUUCCUCCCAAUUGCACCUUAUAUUGAGCCCCUCAUCAGAGAUACUGCGAAUGGAACGAGCGUGGGAGGAGUCCUUAUGGGCUUCUUGGUACCAGAACUCAUUGCCUAUCUACUGGAGUUCUGUUAUGGCCGCUGGUCCGGCAGAAAGAAGCCAGAAAAGGACAGAGACGAGGGCCCCGCUGGGAGAGAGAGCGAAGGGCCACAAAGUCCUGCUCCAACCCAUGAUAACAUGGAGGAAGAAGCAGGACUUAGUAGCAGAAAAAGCCAAAAGAGGGAGGAGCCUAGAAGCGCUAAGAUGAGGAAGAAGCGGCGCCAGUCUGAGGCUCAUGAACCCCGAGGGUCUCACUCAGAAAAGAGACCCCAGAAAACAAAGAGCAAUGGAACAAUGACGGGAGAAGAGGAGAAGGAAUUCAAGCAGCUUCUCCAACAGUUCCUCUGCCAAUGCUUGCAAGGAGAAUUCUGAGGAGGAGGUGGAGCCAUAGAGAGAAGUGGGUGGGAGGGAGGAGCUUCUCCAGGCUGUUCCUGCCCAGCAGGGCCACCAUCACAACAACAUUUUCUAGAAUAAGACUGUUACUGUUACUGAUUAGUAAUAAAAUAUUAAGAAUAAAAA